This is a messenger RNA of Trypanosoma cruzi, 1074 nucleotides long. RefSeq lists its product as uncharacterized. NCBI's taxonomy places the organism in Eukaryota, Euglenozoa, Kinetoplastea, Trypanosomatida, Trypanosomatidae. The transcript has a single exon. The coding region runs from base 1 to 1074 and encodes 357 amino acids. The record is from RefSeq and is a predicted model, not a curated record.
AUGGAUCACGGAGCAUUUGUUCAGAAGUUUUGUUUCUUUUGCAUUAAUAUAUAUAUAUAUAUAUAUAUAUAUGUAAAGACUGCCUGCCAAUUGGAUGCUUCUCUUCACAUUAUUUUUUACUUCUUCUCAUGUUUUUGCUGUUUUUCUGUGUAUAUGUGUAUGUGUCUUUGUAUGUGGUGGAAGGAGCCUUACGUGAACAUACAUUUGCUUGCGUGGCUGAGGUGUAGCACGGACGGUACGAUGAAGCUGAGGCUCUUUGGCGGCAUGGACUGCCCAGACAGUGUGCUUGCACGUUUGGCUGUGGUGGCUGCCGUUGAACCUGUGGCCGCGGCAAAGAUGUCGGACCAUGCGGUCACCAUUCUGUUGCUCACGACGCAUGAGGAUGCGAGGGAAACGGAUUCCGAUGGGCUCGGUGUAUUGGAUGUACAAAACAAACUUUUCUUUUCGCAGCGGGAGAUGAUGGAAAUUGGCGUUGCACGUGUGGCGCAGGCCCUAACAGCCAUACACACCGUCGUGCUCAACAUUGUGAAGUAUGACGUCUCGGACAACGAUGCGGUACGGGAACUUGGCAUCCUUGGGCUGAGUGAAGAGUCGGCGGCAGCUGUUGUGUCCCCCGCACACACCCACCGCAUGGAACUAACAAGCGCACUCCUGCGACAAACCCCACGUGUCUCCUUUGGGUGUUUUGGUUCACUCGAUGGAGAGACAUCUGCCCGUCGUCAUCUUGUACAUGAGGCAAGCUUUGGUGCCUGUGACGCCUUGCCGAAGCAGCGGCAGCAGCAGCAGCAACAACAACAACAGGGGAAGAAAGAAGAAGGUGUAGCUGGGCAUUUGUACGACAUGCAAAUUUACGCAAGGCAACUGCCAUCGCAACCACCGUCAUCGCCACCAUCGGACUCCACCGAGAGCAAACCCCUAAUGGAAGUUGGGGUUGCAUGGCGGAUGCCGCAUGGUCAUUUCACGCUCUGCAUUCCAGCACAGAAGGCGCGAGCCCUUCUUGCGGAACUUCUCUUGGCUCGGGAAACGUUGCGGCGUGCAUGGACUCCGAUUGAGCCAAGGCAUACCAAUUGCUAA